Molecule: messenger RNA, 2148 nt
Organism: Symbiodinium necroappetens
Lineage: Eukaryota; Dinophyceae; Suessiales; Symbiodiniaceae
Source: the annotation of a GenBank genome assembly
AUGAAGCAGAUCACGACCUACUGCCUCAAGUUCCCACGAACCCUGACGAGGCCCUGGAAGUACAAUGCCAGUGUGGUGGAAUACUUCGUGGAGUUGGAGAGUACAUCGAAAAUCAAGAGGAGCGAGAUCGACAGGCUGCUAGAGGAGACGCAGGAGGAAAAUGCUGCCUCGUCCCACUUGGCCAUCGAUGUGAAGUCCAAGGCAGCCUUCAAGGACGAGGGAGAUGAGGUGCCGACAGAAAAUGCUGAGAGCGCCAAGGUGAAGGAGGAGGUGAAGUACUAUGCGGAUGCUCUGCAAGGGAAAAUAUCCUCGAUCACCAAAAUGACGACCCAGCUCGGGGCCCCCUACAACCCCAAGCCGGAUGAAGCUACGGCUGAGUUGGUCAAGGAGCUUGAUGAGAUUCACAGCAAGUUGAAUGCAGCCUAUGGAACAUUGGCUGGCAUACUCACGAAGCUAGAGAUGGAUCGCAUGGACUCUGCGGGGCUCAAGAGUUUGAAGCUGGACUUUUGCAAGCUUCGGGAGUCUGUGGCCGAGCCGAUGCUGAUGAAGAAUGUGAACCAGCUUCGCAAGUCCCUGAAGGCCGAUCCGAAUGCCGAUGAAAAUGAGGAGCCCGAGGUGACCACACGCCCCCGGAGGUCUCUGGCUGGAGACGUGGGGCGCGGCCAGCCGGCUCGUGGUGCCUUGCGAACGGCUCGAAACGUGGUGGAGGACUUCGGGACUGGAAGAUGCCACGUCUUGGAUAAGCUUAGCAAGGAAGAGGCGGUGCAUCGCCAUAUGGAGGAGCUGCAUCUGGAUGUGCAGAUAUCACAAGCUAGAGUGGGCGAGGGCGAGCACCCUGUGCUGUAUCCUACAAGUUGGAUCAAAGCCAUAGAUCGGUUUUCCUUGUGGGAUACUUUGUUUGGCACGGAUGACUUUGCUGCUGGGCAGAAUAUGCUUGAAGACUUCUGGGAUAAGUUUUCGCGUAUUCAUAGCGACUUCGAGGGCCUGCAGCAGGGAAUCGAUGCCAGACGAUUGGUGCCAAUUUACAUCCAUGGCGACGAAGGCCAACACUACAAAAAAAAUGCAGUGAUGGUACUGCAGGUUCAAAGUGUUCUAGGCCGUGGCACCAGCCGUCUGUCUGAAGCUCGUCAGGGCGAUGUUUUUGGGAACGAGCAGGGCUACUAUGUCAACCAAAAGGGUGUGACACUUCGGACGAGACUGUUGUUCUCGGUGAUGCCGAAGGAGCAGUAUGCCCAGUCUGCUCAGACCCUGGAAGACCUCUGCGAGCGCCUGUGCGAAGACUUGAAGUCUGCUUUUUUGGAUGGGGUCCAGCUGAUGGAUGGCUCCAAGCUGUCCGACUGCCCGGCCUUCCUGGAGACCAUGGGCAUGGACGAGAUGCCUUGGGAGACAGAGUCGCCCUUCACUCGCUUGCUGCCCCAGUUUGCAGACAAACCAAGCUACUUCAAGCCGGACCCCUGGCACACGGUGAACCUGGGGACUGGCAAAUCCUGGGUGGCCAGCUGUCUCGUUCUUUUGCUUCCGCUAUUUGCUGGCAACAAUAUUUCUGUGCGCCUCGUCCCCCGAAAGGUGAAGUUCAUUACCAACGGUAUUACAACAGAACUUCUGGGCUGGAUGUCUGUUCAGGAUUGCCCCGAGGGCCAUUGGAACAAGGGGGCUCUGACAACCACCCUGAGCCAAUUCAUUGAGCAUGUCUGCUCAGCUCAUGGUCUGGAGGCCUCUGGGGAUGAGAAGCUUCGUUUGGUGGCAUCUGGCACACGAGCCCUGAACUCGUUCAUGAGGAACCUUUACGUCUGCCCGUUUUGGUUAUCUCGUGAUUCUAAGAAUCAGGUCGUGUCUGCUGGCAUGCACCAUCUACGAGCUUGUGCUCGUCUGGCCCUUCUGUGUUACCAGGCUGGAACUGAACGGUUUCCACUGACGCCGAAGCACCAUGCUCUGUGGCAUAUCAUUCAGGUGCUGUCUUGGCAAAGUGACAUGGGAGGCGGAUGGGCGAUGAAUCCUGUCAUAGAGACAUGCGCCCAAGAUGAGGACAUGGUGGGGCGCAUCGCAAGAGUUUGCAGGUCUGUUUCGCCGCGACUUACAGCACUGCGCACGAUUCAGCGAUAUCUUCUACAAUGCCACGAAGUUUUUUUUGCUACAACAGGUACAUGA